CAGUUCAGUUCCAGUUACUCCGUAUGGGGGUUGUUAUUCGCUCUGUCUAUAUUUGGAUUUAUUUCGUUUAUUAUCCAUGUCGAGCUAUACGGAGUAUGGCGUCGGCUUAUGGACGGUAUGUACUUAUCUCCCUUCUGCUCCUAGGUGAUAACGGAGUAGAUAACUCUUGGAUGGUGACGGAGAAAAGACAUCUGUGCGUGGUGUUUAUUUGGAACCCGUGGUUUUUCCGCCCUGCGGUGCAGCCUUUCCCAGCUAUACUGGGUUAGGACUAGCUUAGCAAUAAGGCAAUAAGUGGCCCGGCUACGGAGUAUUCAACCUUCUGGACAUUAUUGCUUGACACUCUAUCUACAUUUACAGUGACAUAGUGGACAUUCAGCUAUGCACAAUGCGCCAUACUACAUUUAAUAUAUAUGGGAUGACAGGCAAACCCGCCUCCUCCCAGCCCGGAAAGAAACACCAUUUCUUGGUUUACUGGGUGUUGCUGGGACCGACAAGAGCCGAAGGGUAUGGAGCAAGCGCCUCUUCUGCUUUACAACUCCGCAUUAAAGGUGGGGUUGAAGUAUCUAUGAUUAAUUUCUUUUUGAUUCGGACCUCUUCGAAUUGACACAAAGCAUUAGCCUUUCGGGUAAGUGUAGAAUCCACCACCGGUGCCGAUAAGUGGUGUACCCCCCCUUGAAUGGGAAAAGGAGGCAGAAAGCACCCGGAGAGUGAGUGAAUAGGUAGCCUCACCAACUCAUCUCAUCGGAAUGCGUCUAGGUACGAGGUCUUAGACAUAGUAGACCUUGAAACCGGGGAACUGGACGAGAUGGAAACCGCGCUACGUCAUCUGGGGAGGCGGGAUUGCAUCCUUGCAUAGCUGGAUGGGGCGUUGACUCCGACCAGGCGGGUGUGAGGCUGAGAGACCUGUUGAGCUGAAUUGAAGAGAUCUUAAUGGCCCGUCAGAUGUCCCCUAAUGUCACUGACAG
This is a messenger RNA of Aspergillus sclerotioniger CBS 115572, 965 nucleotides long. RefSeq lists its product as uncharacterized. NCBI's taxonomy places the organism in Eukaryota, Fungi, Ascomycota, Eurotiomycetes, Eurotiales, Aspergillaceae. The transcript has a single exon. The coding region runs from base 386 to 604 and encodes 72 amino acids. The record is from RefSeq and is a predicted model, not a curated record.